AUGAACACAAAAGACGUGGUAAACUGUAUCAAAAAGGCCUUGGGUCAGACUAACGUCGGAAUUCGAACAGCCGGUAUCAACCUAGCUAUUACACUACAACUAUUCAUGGGUGUCGAUAAUUUACGCCUUCUUUUGGCUGAUGAGAAGCCAUCUCAACUAGCUAUCAUUGAUUCAGAAUUUUCCCGCCUUGAAAGCAAAACUGCUCCAGUCCCUAUUCGAAACACAGCGCUGAAGAGGCUUCAGCUUCGGACGCAAGAGAUAAACUCCAUAAAAAAAUAUUCCUGCAUAGCCAAUAGCGAGGCGGUCAAGCAAGAAGAAAGCCGUGAAACCUCUGCUGAAGUGGCCGUAAAUCCUGAAGACUUGAUUACAAGAACAGAUAUCUGGUAG
This is a messenger RNA of Protopolystoma xenopodis, 387 nucleotides long. The record is from the annotation of a GenBank genome assembly. Lineage: Eukaryota; Metazoa; Platyhelminthes; Monogenea; Polystomatidea; Polystomatidae.